UUGGCGUUUGGAGGGAUGCUGUAGCGCUGUGCAAGGCAUUUGAAUUAGCUUUAGCAGAAGAGAAAUGGAGGAACCAUAGAAGAUUAAGGAUGAAUUCAGGAAGACCUGAGACCAUGGAAAACUUGCCUGCUCUCUAUACUAUUUUCCAAGGAGAGGUUGCUAUGGUGACAGACUAUGGAGCCUUUAUCAAAAUACCAGGCUGCCGGAAGCAAGGUCUGGUCCAUCGAACUCACAUGUCAUCAUGUCGUGUGGAUAAACCCUCUGAGAUUGUAGAUGUUGGAGAUAAAGUGUGGGUGAAGCUUAUUGGCCGAGAGAUGAAAAAUGACAGAAUAAAAGUAUCUCUCUCCAUGAAAGUUGUCAACCAAGGGACUGGAAAAGAUCUUGACCCCAACAAUGUUAUCAUUGAGCAAGAAGAGAGACGAAGGCGGUCCUUCCAGGAUUACACUGCACAGAAGAUCACCCUCGAGGCUGUCCUGAACACUACUUGCAAGAAGUGUGGUUGUAAAGGCCACUUUGCAAAGGAUUGUUUUAUGCAACCAGGAGGAACCAAAUACUCUCUGAUACCUGAUGAGGAAGAGGAGAAGGAAGAGGCAAAGUCAGCAGAGUUUGAAAAGCCUGACCCUACAAGGAAUUCUAGGAAAAGAAAGAAGGAAAAGAAGAAAAAGAAACACAGAGACAGAAAAUCAUCUGACUCUGACAGCUCAGACUCUGAGAGUGAUACAGGCAAGAGGGCAAGACACACAUCAAAAGACAGCAAGGCAGCAAAGAAGAAGAAAAAAAAGAAGAAGCACAAGAAGAAGCAUAAGGAAUGAUAAUAGAAAGAGGGGGUGGUUGAGAGAAGGGCCAGGAGUCUUAUGCCUUAAAGCCCUGGCUCCUUGAAAGCCUUGAUACUGAAGAAAUGCUUCCCAUCCCAUUGACUUCUCCAUCAUGCAGCUGACAGGUUUGGGGGUUAGAUGUCAAAAGCAUCUGCCUGAAUGAGUUGUUUCCUUAUCUUUUUUUGGUCCUUUUGCAAGUGACCCCAUGCAGCUCACCCAUUCAUUCAUUCAACUUCAUUCAGCAGAAGUUCCUAUUACAAUCUGCAGCUGCCACUGCCAGAGCCAAAUUCCUAUAAGGGACGGGGGAAAUCUAGGCUAGUCACAGGUGGUACUACUGCAGUGAGUCUGGCUAUAGUUGGGGUACAGAUUGACCCUCCCUGUUGGUCUGCCCUGUACUGAUUGUUGGGUGAUCUCUGCUGCAUCCAAUUUGAUGACAGAGGUGGAAUGGCAGUAUGGAGGAGAACAUGGUGAAAAGUGGUGCUCACUUUGUCCAUUCCCCUGAAUAUGAUUCUGUGCUAGAAAUGGUAACCAUUGUCACAGCCAGGAAACCAUUGUUUGCAAUAACUGAGCUUUUGUGU
Suncus etruscus (white-toothed pygmy shrew) is the source of this 1393-nucleotide messenger RNA. Its product is annotated as zinc finger CCHC domain-containing protein 17. The record is from RefSeq and is a predicted model, not a curated record. Gene Ontology annotation, biological process: RNA stabilization. NCBI's taxonomy places the organism in Eukaryota, Metazoa, Chordata, Mammalia, Eulipotyphla, Soricidae. The coding region runs from base 90 to 812 and encodes 240 amino acids. The transcript has a single exon. Gene Ontology annotation, molecular function: RNA binding; zinc ion binding.